CCAAGUGCAAGGAAUCAUUCAAAACACACACAUACCAACAACAAAAACAGAGCACAAGAUGGCCAAAAACUCCCAUGCUCUGUUUUCUGCUCUGUUUUUUGUCCUCCUGAUCGGAGCCUCCCAUGCCGGUGGCGGCAUAGCCAUCUACUGGGGCCAAAACGGCAACGAGGGAACCCUCUCUGAAGCCUGCGCCACCGGAAAAUACUCCCAUGUCAUCAUAGCCUUCCUCAACAAGUUCGGCAAUGGCCAAACCCCUGAAAUGAACCUCGCCGGUCACUGCAACCCAGCUACCAACUCCUGCACCAAGUUCAGUGCAGACAUCAAGGACUGCCAGAGAAGAGGAAUCAAAGUGCUUCUCUCUAUCGGUGGUGGAAUCGGAAGCUACUCUCUGUCCUCCCCUAAAGAUGCAAGAACAGUUGCAACCUUUUUGUGGAACACUUUCUUAGGGGGCAAGUCAACUUCAAGGCCAUUAGGUGAUGCUGUGUUGGAUGGCAUUGAUUUCGACAUUGAACUUGGAUCAACACAAAAUUGGGAGCAUCUUGCACGUUUUCUCAAGGGUUAUGGAAAAAGAGUGUACCUUGGUGCUGCACCUCAGUGUCCAAUUCCUGAUAAGUUCUUAGGCACUGCACUUGAAACAGGACUUUUUGACUUUGUUUGGGUUCAGUUCUAUAAUAAUCCUCCAUGUCAAUAUGCUAAUGGGAACAUCACUAACCUUGUGAAUUCAUGGAACCGUUGGACGAGUUCUGUUCAUGCUGGGAAGAUAUUUUUGGGGUUGCCGGCGGCUCCGGCGGCGGCGGGAAGCGGUUAUAUUCCGGCUGAUGUGUUGAGUUCUCAAAUAUUGCCGGUGAUAAAAAAGUCAACGAAGUAUGGUGGGGUGAUGCUUUGGUCAAGGUUCUAUGAUGGGCAGAAUGGGUAUAGUGAUUCCAUUAUUAGCAGCGUGUGAAGAUGAAAUAGUGGUUGUAACUUGUAAUUGGUCAAUGAUUUCGUAUUCAUAGUUAAGUUGUUUUUUUUUUGUUACAUAUAUUCAUAGUUAAGUUGUGAUUUCAAGUAGUUGAAGUAUUGAAUAUUUUGCCAUUUUUAAUGGGUCUCUUCAUCCAAUUAAAAGUUGCCGCCCUUAAUGUUAGAAAUAAAAAUAAUGGAAAAUGAAUGAGGAUUUCUCUUA
Messenger RNA from Lotus japonicus, 1162 nucleotides. RefSeq names its product hevamine-A-like. Gene Ontology annotation, cellular component: extracellular region. Gene Ontology annotation, biological process: carbohydrate metabolic process. The coding region runs from base 59 to 943 and encodes 294 amino acids. The transcript is spliced from 2 exons. NCBI's taxonomy places the organism in Eukaryota, Viridiplantae, Streptophyta, Magnoliopsida, Fabales, Fabaceae. Gene Ontology annotation, molecular function: chitinase activity. The record is from RefSeq and is a predicted model, not a curated record.